GGGCGGGCGCCUCCUUCCCUCCGUGUCGGUGCCGAGAGCCGGCCCGCUGUCUCCUCGCCCCGGUGCCGUCGGACCACCUUGCGGAGGCGGAGCCGCCUCCUUCCCCCCCCCCGCCCCGCCCCCUCUCCCUCCUUCCCUCCUUCCCUCCUCCCUUCUCCCCGACCUCCCUCCUCGCACAUAAGCGGCGGGCAGUGCCCACACGGUCGGCACACGGCAGCCGGCGCCGCCAUGGAGACCGAGGUGCACGUCCCCAGCGGCGCCCCGGCCGUGCCCAAGUUCGCCGUCUACGUGGACGAGAACGACGUGAUCCCCGGCGCCCUGCGGCUGGUCGGCAGGCUGCGGCCCCACUGGGACAUCGGGCGGGUGAACACCAAGUUAUUUACAGAUGGAAUCACAAACAAACUAGUUGGCUGCUAUGUGGGGAACAGUAUGGAAGAUGUUGUCCUGGUGAGAGUUUACGGGAACAAGACCGAGCUGUUUGUGGAUCGGGACAACGAACUGAAGAGUUUUCAGGUCCUGCAUGCCAAUGGUUGUGCUCCAAAGCUUUACUGCACAUUCCAGAAUGGUCUCUGUUAUGAGUUCAUGCAUGGGAUAGCACUAGGUCCACAGCAUGUGCGAGAACCAGCCCUGUUCAGGCUCAUAGCGACAGAACUGGCAAGGAUUCAUUCUAUUCAUGCCCACAAUGGUUGUAUUCCUAAACCCAACCUCUGGGUGAAAAUGCGCAAGUACAUGGCUCUUGUCUCCACUGAGUUCACACCAGAAGCCAAAAAUACCAGGAUUCAGAAGGAAGUGCCGCCUUUGCAGACACUAGAGAGGGAAAUGGCAUGGAUGAAACAGUACCUGUCAGAGCUGAACUCUCCCACAGUACUUUGCCAUAAUGAUCUCCUUUGCAAGAAUAUCAUCUACAAUGAAAAGGAAGGUUGGGUGAAGUUUAUUGACUACGAAUAUUCCAGCUAUAAUUACCAAGCCUUCGAUAUUGGAAAUCACUUCAAUGAAUUUGCAGGGGUGAGUGAAGUAGACUACUCUUUGUACCCAGACCAAUCCUUGCAGAUGCAGUGGCUGAGAACCUACUUGGAAGCAUGUAAGCGGUUCACCAAGAAGGGAGGCGAGGUAACUGACCAUGAAGUGCACACCCUUUAUGUUCAAGUCAACAAAUUCUCCUUGGCAUCUCAUUUCUUCUGGGGGUUCUGGGCAUUGAUUCAAGCAAAGUAUUCCACAAUAGACUUCAAUUUCUUAGGGUACAGUGUCCUGAGGUUUAACCAGUACUUCAAGAUGAAGCCUUGUGUCAUUGCUCUUCAGACUCCGGCAUGAUGUAGGGUGAAUGGUGUUCCAUCACCCUGGUGCACAAUCAACCCUGAUGGUCCUAUCAGUACACAAACUCCCUUCCUCUUCCGCAACUUGUUGAGCCUAAUCCCUUGGGUUUGAGAAGCAAACUAGACCCCCAAAUUCUUGACUUCUGCUUGCUUCGAGCAUAGCCCUGGGGAAUCAGUCAGCAACUCUGUGCCCAGAGCCUUGGCUUCAUGUUUUACUCUUAGUUUGAAUCCUAUUUUGAGCCAGGGGUCUUAGACAAAAGAGGUCCUGAGCCCAAUCCCUUUCUUUCCCCAUUGCAUCCCUGUCAUCACGCCCAUAAAAUUCCUGAAUUGAAUCACAUUCCAGAUCUCUCUCGCUCUCGAUGGGGACCAAAUUGAGGAGCAAUCUGAAAAUGUGGGUUUGGGGGGGGGGGGGGGUGGUGGGUGGUGGUGGAGGAGGGGAGGUGGUGCUUUUGAACAUUUACUGAAUAUUGCUUAUUGAGCCUUUGCCACCCUGAUCACAAGGAGGCUUAGACUGACACCAACAUCAGCAGCUCCAAGGCUGGCAGUGAUCUUUGAACUUUUGCUUGAGGUUGCUAAGGAGUAAUGAUCUCCUGCCCCUGACAGCAGGCACUAGGGGUCAGUAAAACUAUGUUGCAGUUCUAUCAAUAACCUAAAUGUGUGAGAACAAGUGGGUGUGGGGUUCAAAGCUCAGACAGCAUGAGUGCCAUCCCAUCCCCUGGACUUUGCUCCAGCCUACUGGCACUGGGAGGGGUUGACUGGAAGUGAAGGGGCCAGUAAAAGAUUGGCAUAUGACCCAUGGAUGCAGAAUGUGUAAGUAGGGAUGGCUAGCUGCUGAAACUGUGCCAUAUAAUGAUAUGGGCUUCUGCACUGUCCUGAGAUGAUAACUCUUUAGACUGCUGCCCAGAUCACCUGCUUCCUCCUGGAGUGAUUUGCUUUGGUUUUUGGCAGAGGUGGGGUCCGGAGGGGCAAAGGUCUGAUGAAAGGUUAUUGAGCUGAAGCAUUCUUUUCCCCCUCUCACCUACAUUACACACCAGGGGCAAUUUACAGUGGCCAAUUAACCUACCUACCCACAUGUCUUUGGGUAGUGGGAGGAAACCCACGUAGUCACAGGAAGAAUGUGCGAACUCCACACAGACAGCACCCGAGGUCAGGAAUGAACCCAGAUGCCCGGUGUUGCGAGGCAGCGACUCUAGUAGCUGCGCCUCCCUGCCGCACUAAGGCAGUUGCUGCCUGACUGGCUGAGUACAUACAACAUCUUCUGCUUCAGCAGUGACGGGUCGCAGAGACAUCCUGGUGGUCAGCCUCCUGUGGGUCCACCAACCUACCACCCAAACAGUGAGCGGAUCCCUUCAUAGUACCCACUGCUUGUGCUCCGAAGACUGUGAUGUUUGACAGUUCGGUCUCUCUCAUCAACAGCCUUUCACAAAACACAAUUAGGGAAAGUGGACAGCCAGCCACUGAUGCUGCGUGUUGCCUCCCAUUUUGUGCGCUUCUCAUCAAUCUGAGACUUCCCUUUUUGUAGCAGUGAUAGCAUUGUAUCCAGCUGUAGCCCUUGGCCAGAUGAUCCUGCUGCCCUGAGUACAUAGGAAGCCUGUAUUGCUGCCAUUUGGAUGAAUGAGUCCUCCCUGGCCACACUGAGGUUAUUGGACAGUGGGAAGAAGUGCUUUCUCAACUUUUCCGGAUGAUUAUAACCUUGGCUUGGCCACAACAACCAGAAGGCAUGGCAUUUGAGUGAUACAUUAGAAAGCUUCUCAAACCAUACCUUGCAAUGGUGAUCUAUUUUGAAGUGGCGUGAUGUGAUGUUUACAGGCAAAAUUUGCAUCCUACCCUUGCACAAUAUUUGAGAUAGCUUGUGUGAUUACUUGCCUAACACCAGAAUUCCAGUGAUUUUAUUCAUGACAGUAUGAAGCCAUACCUGCAGACCCAUCUGUCAACUCUUGUUUCAAGCUUUUUCCUCCUUCAACAAAGGCAGCUUGUUUUUUUAAAAAAAAGCAUCUGAAGAAGAGCUUGGAAGACACUUGUAUGCAUCAGAGUCCAUUUAACAGCCAGGUUCUAUCAUCAUUGGCCAGCCCUGCAGUUUUGUAGUGAUGAUGCAGUUAGUUUCUAAUCUAUCUUCACUACUGUGGUUGUAAAUGAUAGUGGACAAAUCUGGUCCCACUUUAUAAUUCAAAAAAAAAAUCCCUUUUUGUUUCUGAAGCUGUGCAGUGGUGAGGGAGCAGUAAACCAGCUGAUAUUAUCUAAAGGCAGCCUGACAGAAUAGCACACAUUGUUCAGUAAAUGAGCCAACUCAGGUUAUGCCCUUGUUUUCCUCUCUAGCUCUUGCCUCUUUUCCAAGCACAACAGAGUGAUGUUGGAUAUCACCACAGUGGGAUGUCUCUUCUGGGGAGGUCUUGAGGAAGAGCAUGAACCAUAAAUGGGUCUGUCUACAUUUAAACCAAUCGUGCUUACUGUCACCCUUCCUCCUCUCUUGCCAUCGUCUCCCACUGAAUGACCCUGCCCCUGAUGACAUUCAGACAUCUGUUAUUUUCAACACAUCUCUUGAUUUGUGUCCAAAUUCCUGACCCAGUAGCUGAGUGGAGAGAUGUCUUUCAAACUGAUUACUGAAAUGCAGGUCUGCUGUACAUUUUGUAAUUAUGAAGCUGCAAUUUUUUUUGUUGAAAUGCCUGUUUAUAAACCAGUGAACGAUAUUUAUCGGUGUGUAUACUUUGUCUAGUUUUAGACUGAACAGAUUUUUUUUUCUUUUAGUGUCUGAUUAAUGAAGGGUGCACUUAACCUGUGAAGCACUGAAAAUAAGAUUCCCUUAAAGUGAUUUGAUUUAAUACACGAGUCCAGCUACUGGUUGGUGGUCUGGAGGUUCCUUCAUUCGGGAGGGUUGCCUUCUCUUAUAGCAAGCAGAUUCCAGGGUAGGGAAGAUUGGACCAGUAACAGAGAGAACAAGAAAUCAGUGAUUCCUGUUCUGUUUUGCCUAGCUCCUGAAAAGUUCAUAAACUUAUGAUGGUGAGGAAUCUGAUAACUAAAAGCAUCGACAUCUUCAGAUCUUAACCUGAGGAACUUAAUGGACUGGCUUGUGAAUUCUAAUCAUGCUGUGAUCAAAAUAAUUUCACUAAUCUGUGCGCACAAAUAAUAUGUCAAUUGAAUUUUGUUGGACUAAAUCUUUGCUAUUGGUUGACCAUAACUACCCAUGUAGCCACAUGAUGUUGGAGAAAACAAUCUGCUGCCUUGAAUACAAGAUGACCCUGGAUGGAUAAAAGUGGUGGCAGAAGAGAUCUGGGACUGGAUGAAUUUGUCUACCUCCUGUGGAACUCCUAAAUGUUUUGAGGUUACUGCUAGUAACCUUGUAAAUAAAUUAAUUAAUGGAAGGUU
This is a messenger RNA of Pristis pectinata (smalltooth sawfish), 4676 nucleotides long. RefSeq names its product ethanolamine kinase 2 (gene etnk2). The transcript has 8 exons. Gene Ontology annotation, cellular component: cytoplasm. Gene Ontology annotation, biological process: phosphatidylethanolamine biosynthetic process. Lineage: Eukaryota; Metazoa; Chordata; Chondrichthyes; Rhinopristiformes; Pristidae. The coding region runs from base 229 to 1311 and encodes 360 amino acids. The record is from RefSeq and is a predicted model, not a curated record. Gene Ontology annotation, molecular function: ethanolamine kinase activity.